AUGCUGAAAUCAAAUGAUUCUUUGUUUUCUGUGGAUAAUUGGUUCCUUAAAAAUCCAGAUGAAGCUGAAAACUUUCUGAAUGAUGAAAAAUCAUUGGAUUGGUUUCUUCCUCCAGCUCCACUGAUUUCAGAAAUUCCAGGAACUCAAGAGUUAGAAGAGGAAAUAGAAAGCCAUAAACUAUUAGGUCCGGGAAAGAGGCAAAAACCGUCAGUGUCAAGUUUGAAGAUUAUUAAUGAAGACACAAAUUAUAUUUCACCAACACAAAAUUUACAAAUUCAUUCUAAUGUAUAUAAACAAGGUUUUAUAAAUUUAGGAGGAUCAAGUAACAAUGAUUUGUCACAUGUUUCUGGCAAGCUGACAUAUGGUUCAUCUCAGAAAUAUAAAAAUCAUGUGGACACAGAGAUCUUGCCUGCAAAAAAUGUUUCUGAUGAUAUAAAACUAGUUGAUGUUGUAGAAGGCAAAGGAGAGAACACAUCAACAUUCCAAAAAAGAUUAUUUAAAAAAUGUGACAAUACAUAUGGCAGUGCUUUUGUUAAUGAAAGUAUAAACUUGGACGCUCACAUUGGCUUAGUGAAAUUUGCCCAAACAGAAAUUAACAAAGAGAAGUCAUGGAACUGUAGCAAUAAUUGGCAGAAACCUCAGUAUUCUAGAAAGAAGGUUAUAUCCAGUGAUGCUUUUGUGGCUUCUGAGACAGGAGAAGACAUAUUCAAGGUGCCAUCUUUUUCCAUUGUACCCCAGCCUCACGAUGUUGAAGGAGUAACCAAAAAUGGCUUAAGUUCCUUGAAGGCUGUCACAGAAAUUCCGGCGAAAUUUAGAAGCAUAUUCAAAGAAUUCCCUUAUUUCAACUAUAUCCAGUCCAAAGCCUUUGAUGAUCUUCUUUACACAGAUAGGAAUUUUGUGAUUUGUGCUCCAACUGGCUCUGGGAAAACUGUAGUGUUUGAACUAGCUAUAACAAGAUUGUUAAUGGAAGUACCAUUGCCAUGGUCGAACAUUAAAAUUGUUUAUAUGGCGCCAAUAAAAGCCCUGUGUCGUCAGCGUUUUGAUGACUGGAAAGAGAAGUUUGGACCAAUAGGACUGAAUUGUAAAGAACUCACUGGAGAUACAGUAAUGGAUGAUCUAUUUGAAAUUCAGCAUGCCAAUAUUAUUAUGACAACUCCAGAAAAAUGGGACAGCAUGACUAGGAAAUGGAGAGACAACUCUUUGGUUCAACUGGUUCGACUCUUUCUCAUUGAUGAGGUCCAUGCUGUUAAAGAUGAAAAUCGUGGCCCAACUCUUGAAGUUGUAGUUAGCAGAAUGAAAACUGUACAGUCUUUAUUUCAGCCGUUGGGAAAUGCCAGCACUCUUAUUCCAAUGAGAUUUGUAGCUGUGUCUGCAACAAUCCCAAAUGCUGAGGAUAUUGCAGACUGGCUUUCAGAUGGUGAAAGACCUGCUGCAUGUCUGAAGAUGGAUGAGAGUCAUAGACCUGUGAAACUUCAGAAAGUGGUCCUGGGAUUUCCCUGCAGUAGUAACCAGACUGAGUUUAAAUUUGAUUUAAUUCUGAACUACAAAGUUUCCAGUGUCAUACGAACAUACUCUGAUCAGAAACCCACACUUGUGUUUUGUGCAACAAGGAAAGGUGUACAACAGGCUGCUUCAGUGCUUUCAAAAGAUGUCAAGUUUAUUAUGACUAUGGAACAGAAACAAAAGUUACAGAAGUGUGCAUAUUCCUUAAGGGAUUCCAAACUUAGAGAGACUUUAAUAUAUGGAAUUGGUUAUCAUCAUGCUGGUAUGGAGCUGUCAGAUAGAAAAGUUGUUGAAGGAUUAUUUACUCUUGGAGAUCUGCCAGUCCUUUUUACUACAAGUACUUUAGCCAUGGGAGUAAACUUGCCAGCUCACUUGGUAAUCAUAAAAUCCACAAUGCACUAUUCUGGAGGAAUGUUUGAAGAGUACAGUGAAACAGAUAUUUUACAGAUGAUUGGUAGAGCUGGCCGACCUCAGUUUGACACUACAGCUACUGCAGUUAUUAUGACUAGGCUUAGUACAAGAGAGAAGUACGUUCAGAUGUUAGCUUGUAGUGACACCGUGGAAAGCAGUUUGCACCGACACCUUAUUGAACAUCUAAACGCAGAGAUAGUAUUGCAUACCAUCACAGAUGUGAAUAUUGCUUUGGACUGGAUACGAUCAACCUUUCUUUAUAUCAGAGCCUUGAAAAACCCAUCUCAUUAUGGUUUUACAUCUGGAUUGAACAAAGAUGGAAUUGAAGCAAAAUUACAAGAAUUAUGUUUGAAGAAUCUGAAUGAUUUAUCAUCUGUAGACUUGAUAAAGAUGGAUGAUACUCAUUUUAAACCAACAGAAGCAGGAAGAUUGAUGGCUUGGUAUUAUAUUACAUUUGAGACAGUGAAGAAAUUUUGUACAAUCAGUGGACAAGAGACAUUAUCGGAUUUAGUUUCAAUGAUAGCUAGCUGCAAUGAAUUUCUAGAUGUACAGUUAAGAAUAAAUGAAAAGAAAACGUUGAACACUUUGAACAAGGAUCCAAACCAGAUAACUAUCAGAUUUCCAAUGGAAGGUAGAAUAAAAACAAGAGAAAUGAAAGUAAACUGUCUUAUUCAGGCUCAGCUAGGAUGCAUUCCCUUACAAGAUUUUGCUUUAACUCAAGAUACCUCAAAGAUUUUCAGAAGUGGCUCACGAAUUGCAAGAUGGUUAUCAGAUUUUGUGGCAGCUCAGGAAAAGAAGUUUCCUGUGCUAUUAAACAGCUUGAUCUUAGCUAAAUGUUUUAGGUGUAAACUUUGGGAAAACUCCCGGCAUAUAUCGAAACAGCUGGAUAAAAUUGGCAUAUCAUUGUCAAAUGCCAUGGUAAAUGCAGGUUUAACCUCCUUUAAAAAAAUAGAAGAUACAGAUGCAAGAGAACUUGAAUUGAUUUUAAAUAGACAUCCUCCUUUUGGAACCCAAAUAAAAGAAGCUGUGAUGUAUCUGCCAAAAUAUGAACUUGAAGUCCAACAGAUUGCAAGAUACACUGAUAUGAAGGCAGAAAUAUUAGUGACAAUUAUACUGAGAAACUUUGAACAACUACAGAUAAAAAGAACAGCAGCAGAUUCUCACUAUACUACCUUAAUCAUAGGUGAUGCAGAUAAUCAAGUUGUUUUUAAGCAAAAAAUUAUGGAUUCUGUUUUGCUAAAAGCUGGGAAUUGGGCUAAAAAAAUUGAUGUGAAGAGAGCUCUUACAUCUGAAGAUCUUAGCAUAAAUCUGAUUAGUUCUGAUUUUGUUGGACUUGAUAUUCAGCAGAAAUUUACAGUCUUUUAUUUAGGACCCAAGAGGCUUGAAAACCAACCAGUUAUGCAAAGAAAGUCUGAAAUAGAGGUUUCUCAUUCUAAAUACCAAGAUAAAUUUACUGUAGCAGAACCCAGUAAAGGAACAACUACCUGCAAAAAGCCUGGGAAUCGAGAAUGCCAUCAUCAUUGUAAAAAUAAAAAUAUGUGUGGACAUGACUGCUGUAAAACUGGAGUUGCACAGAAGUCAGAAAUGAAGAAGUCAGCAAUGUCUUCCUACCUGUCUGACUUGAGAAACAGAAAUGCUGUGUCAUCCGUUCCUCCAGUUAAACGUCUCAAGAUACAGAUGAACAAAUCUCAAAGUGUGGACCUUGAAGAAUUUGCUUUUAUUCCUAAACCUUCCCUUCCCAGUGUAUCAAGGUCAGAAUAUUUAAACAUACCUGAAUUGCCUAUAAUGGAACAGUGGGAUCAGCAUGAAAUCCAUGGAAAAGUUCAGCAAGGGCCAUCUGAAUAUGCAGAUAAAAGCAAGUCUCCAUUUUCAGAAGUUCUGAAUGUGAACUUUGAGUUGGAAAAAGAAGUUUGGGAAGAUUUUGAUGAUGAAAGCUUAAUAGAAGUUUCUAGCUUUUUAACUGAUACUGAAAAGACAAAGACAUCAGGAUUUGGCAAAACUUGGAGUUCAAGUGCCAAGCCAAGUAAGCUACCCAUUCAAGAGUUAAAGAAUAAAUGCCAAAGAGAAGUGUUAAACAGUUUUGUUUCAUCACAUGAAAUGCCAGAUACUUACUUUUCAAAUUCUGCCAUGUCCAACUUCAGUCCAUCCUCUGUGACACAAUUCCCUCCACAAGCUGGAAAUGCAAACACUGUCCAUUUACAAGAAAGAAAACAGCUAAGUAGGUCACCAGAGAUUGAGAGGCUGUACUUUCCUCGCUCUAAAAAAAUAUCCAACUCUACUACUUUUAAGAAAGUGGAUAUUUUUAUUGGAAACAAUGAACCUAAAAAGGAAAUUGAUCACAGCAGUUAUUAUCCUGAUGAUGCAGCUGAGGAAAUGAAGGUUUAUCUGGGAAUCUUUGAUGAUAUUUUCUAA
Molecule: messenger RNA, 4326 nt
Organism: Jaculus jaculus (lesser Egyptian jerboa)
Lineage: Eukaryota; Metazoa; Chordata; Mammalia; Rodentia; Dipodidae
Gene: Hfm1
Product: helicase for meiosis 1
Exons: 38
Coding region: 1-4326 (1441 amino acids)
Molecular function (GO): nucleic acid binding; ATP binding
Source: RefSeq, a predicted model, not a curated record